This is a messenger RNA of Caenorhabditis remanei, 1872 nucleotides long. RefSeq lists its product as uncharacterized. Lineage: Eukaryota; Metazoa; Nematoda; Chromadorea; Rhabditida; Rhabditidae. The record is from RefSeq and is a predicted model, not a curated record. The transcript is spliced from 12 exons. Bases 1 to 1872 code for a protein of 623 amino acids.
AUGAUUGAAGAACUGAAAGAGAAUGAGAUUCGCAUUACCAAGAAACUGAGGGAGGAGGAAAGGAUGACCAGAAAACUUCAAAGUGGGAUUGACGUGUUUGUUGAGCUGGGGAGUUUGCUCGCCCGAGAUCAGGAGGAAAUGAAAUCUUCUCAUCAGCGAGAAAUUGAAGAAAAAGUUCUUGAAAUCAUUGAUCUAGAUGCCAAGCUGGUCGAGGAACGAGGAGCAUUCCUUCAAAUCACAAAACAGUUGGAAGAGGAGAAAAUGCUCCAAGCAAAUAAAUUAGUCGACAUGGAAGAACGAUUGAAGGGGAAGAGGGAGACACUCGCCAAAGUCGAAAAUUUUAUUCGAAACAAAUUGGCUGAGGAAGAGGGGGGAUCGGGAGAAAAUGCCUUUUUUUCACCUGCAAUGUUCAGCAUCGAGACCCUGAUGAACGAAGGAAACACUCAAGCUACUCCUUCUCCAACCAACUCUACACCAAUCGGCACACCGACACCUGUUAUGCUUUCUCCACGCGAUUUCGCUUUUGACCCUUCCGCUCUCAAUAAUGCUUAUAUAACUGCACUCAACUCACUCAUAGGGAAUAAAGCCGACCAACCUUCCACCUCUACUGCCCCACCUCCAGUUCCAUUCAACUACUCUCCACCAGCUUUGACAGCUCCAUUGCUGAAAGCCCUUCUUACCAAAGCGGCUUCUAACGGGCCAUCAUCCAAUGGGCAUCCUCUUCCCGGAGCAGCCCAGAACCGAGGUCCCUCCUCCUCUUCUUCUUCUUCUUCGUCGUCGUCUCCAUCCCAUUCCGUUGCUCCGAUCUCUACUCAAACGCCAUCUCCUUCGAGAUCUCGUCCAAGUCCGUCAGUUCAAACACUUGUCAUCAGUGGACCAGCCGCCGGAAAAUACGCUCAUCCUCAUGAUGGCUCUGGUUCCUCUACUCCAUUUUGCUCUGCUUCCACUUCAGCACCUACACAGGCCGACUUAUCACUGGUCAGAAAGUUUAUGAGGAAAACUUCUGGUAGAGUUCAACCAGUACAAAAUGGAGUCAAUCAUGUUGCUCCAAGAGUUACUCCUCCAGCUCGGCCAAUUCAGGUCAUUGACAUUGAUGCUCCUGGACCAUCGUCCGUUCGAGCCCCAGCUCAAAAUUCUAUGCCAUCCACUAGCAACGGAGGCAACAUUGUCUCAAAUAACAUUUCAUCUGUCGUCGCAGUUCUCUCCAAACUUCCCUCUGCUAAAUUAUCUACCAUUCGACCCACUCCAACCGCAUCGAGUGCUUCAAUCGAGGAAGCAAAACUGUUCAAACUAUUCAUGAACACUGUUUUUGGUCUUUUGAAAUCAAAAACAUUUCUCUCAAACUCAUUAGAAAUCCAGCUGAAUUUAUGUGAUAUAUUAAUGAAGUUUGACAGAUUGUCGGAUGAUGGGCGAGAAAUGGUCAGACCACAUUUGUGCUCUGAACUCUGUCAGCUCAUUUUCAGUUUGACACUGCUGGUUCGUGACUUGACGGCGGAUCUAUCGAGGCGACCGAGUCCUUCAGCAUCAACGUCUAUCGCUGUUCAAACUGAUCCAGAAAUCAUCGUAACGGAAACGACGGAACCAUUGGAUCUAACAGUUUCCAGAACUUCGCCCAGUGAUCAGCAAGAGGAUCAAGAAUUCCACGCUGAAAAAUCCGUGGACCAAGAGAUCGAUAGAAUGUGGGCAGACUUGGAGGCCCAGAUCCGUUCUAAAUACAAAAGAAAACUGGUUGAUGUUCACGACUGCUAUAUUGAUGAGGUUGAGAAGAAGGGUGUAGUAGUUGGACAUUUGAUUGAAAAAAGGAAUUUUAAAAGGAAAAGAACAAUGUCUGAGCCAAGUAAUUUCAGUACCAAAAAACAACGAAGAGAUUGA